AUGGCGCCGGUCCCGCCGUCCGCGCUGUGGUCGCAGGUCGCGACGCGCGCGGGCGGAACCGAGGACGAGGUCCAGAGGGCGGUGCUGAGGGCCGCGGGGUUUGAAUGGGACGACGCGACCGGCCUCCUGACCGCGUGGCCGUCGGACGGCGCGAUCGCGCUGACGCCGCCGAGACCGCGACCGCAUCCGCGCGCGGCCGCGAGCGAUGUCGUCGACCUCAUCUCCCCGGAGGACGCGCGGCGACGACAGUCCGCCGUGGCCGUCGCCGCGACGCGCGCGCCGUCGCCGUCGCCGUCCUCCUCCUCCUCGCCGCCGCCGCCGCCGCUGCGCGCGCGGCUCGGACGCGCGACGACGACGACGACGAUGGCGACGACGCCCGUAGAGGUGUCCGUGGUGUCGUCGAGCGAAGACGAGGACGAGGACGACGACGACGACGAGGUCCCCGCGCGUCUGACGCCGCCGCGAGGAGGAGGAGGAGGAAAGCGUCCGCGUCCCCGCGACGCCGCCGCCGCCGCCGCGUCCGCGCUGCUCACCUUCGAGGAUAAGAUCGGUCUGUGGAUCAAGUCGAAGCCGGAGCUGUACGACCGCGUGCUGCUCAUGGAGAGCGUCGACGUCGACGACGUCCUGCGCGCGAUCAACGCGGAGGUUGCCCCGUCGACCGGAGGAGGAGGAGGAGGAGGAGGAGAAAAAAAAACCAAAACGUUUGGCGUCGGCGCGCGCGUCCCGCGGGCGAGGCUGCUCGCGUACCUCGACGACGAGGGCGUCGCGUUCACGCAGACGAAGAGUCGGCAGGCGAAGGCGGCGAGGUACGGGAACGCGCGGUUUUGA
Molecule: messenger RNA, 828 nt
Organism: Micromonas pusilla CCMP1545
Lineage: Eukaryota; Viridiplantae; Chlorophyta; Mamiellophyceae; Mamiellales; Mamiellaceae
Exons: 2
Coding region: 1-828 (275 amino acids)
Biological process (GO): DNA repair; DNA replication
Cellular component (GO): nucleus; Slx1-Slx4 complex
Source: RefSeq, a predicted model, not a curated record